Messenger RNA from Cyprinodon variegatus (sheepshead minnow), 3219 nucleotides. It is a transcript of the gene fbxo22, whose product is annotated as F-box protein 22. Gene Ontology annotation, molecular function: protein binding. The coding region runs from base 50 to 1213 and encodes 387 amino acids. The record is from RefSeq and is a predicted model, not a curated record. Gene Ontology annotation, biological process: regulation of skeletal muscle fiber development; positive regulation of proteasomal ubiquitin-dependent protein catabolic process; protein polyubiquitination. The transcript is spliced from 7 exons. NCBI's taxonomy places the organism in Eukaryota, Metazoa, Chordata, Actinopteri, Cyprinodontiformes, Cyprinodontidae.
GGUAAAAGUUCCUAGCUGUGCGACAUAACCGACCAGCAGAGAGUAAAAUAUGAGUGAAAGUCAAGAUUUUGGGGACCCUUUUCAGGACAGUAAGGCAGCAUACGUGCUUAGUAAUGUCGCCGAAGUGGUUGAGAGAGUUCUCAUGUUCAUACCAACCAAAUCUCUUCUACAGGUCGCAAGUGUGUGCAGACUGUGGCGGAACUGCGCCCGCAGAGUGCUUCGGACUCAGCAGCACCUCACCUGGGUGUCCGCGGCUGGACCCUCCACCACAGAGCUCCACUCUUUCUGCAGCCUCCUGGCCGAAGAAGUGGAGAAAGUUUUCCUCCUGCCUAAAACGGUUCUGAUGAUGGUAGACUGUGAGGCCUUGAGUGGACAAGCUUAUUGCUAUGAACAGAGCAAAGCAAAAAAGAGUCGCCAGUGUUCAAACACAGCGGAUGAACUGAACCAGAUCUUCCCCAAAGGCUGUGAUGUUGUUGGCAUUGCUACACCGGGCAUUGUCUUGACUCCUACUGGUUCAUGGACCAAUCCUCCUAAGGAGCACCAGGAAGGGGAGGCAGGCUUUGCCGUCAUGCUUCCAAACACCGAUGGGGUUCACAUUAAGCCUUUUCACUUCUGUAAAAAGACAAUUUCUUUGUCCGCCAUGAAAGAAGCAGGACUGGUUGACAACCCAGAGCUACGUGUUGUUCUGAUGUUCAUCUAUGAAGCCUAUAAAUCUGGAGGAGCACGGUUCCUCAACCAGAUUCUUGAGCCGCUGACAAACAGCAAGGCUUUGAUUGCAGGAGGUCUGGUAGAAGGGGUCUUCUCUCCGUCCAGAGACUGCUGCAGCAAGGGAGCAUACGGUGUGAUUGGCCUGGCUCUGAGUGGCCGUAAAGUUCAGGGAGCAUCUGUGCUCCUGGACCAAGAAGUCGGUACCGCAAAAGAAGCAGAAGCCACGGUCCGACGGCUAAAGGCAGCCAGGAUUCCUGAGAGAAACACUCUGGGCUUCAUGUUCGCCUGUGUGGGGAGGGGCCAGAACUACUACCACAACCAGCACAACGUAGAGGCAGACGCUUUUCAUAAGGUCUUCCCUAAUACGCCGCUGUUUGGUCUCUUUGGAAACGGCGAGAUCGGCUGUGACCGGAUUGUUAAAGACGACUACACCCUUUGCAACUCCGAGUCCGACACCUUGCAGCAUGAAUACACCACCGUCAUGACCCUGGUUCACUUGGGCUGAAUAUACAGAGGCGACAAGGAAUAAGAGGAGAGAAGUCAAAGUGUCAUGCUUCUGUUGUUAAUAACAGUUUGGAGCAGCACACAUUAUGUACAAAGUAUUAUCCAGGACAUUGCUGUCUUCGUUUAUGCUUUCAAAGCAGGAUAAUAAUCCCCUCGGCCAUAAAUAUUUAAUGGCCACCCCUGGAUGAUUUCAGGUCUUGGAGACUUUGUGGUUAAAAAAUGUUCCACAGUGUACAUAAUAAAAAAACAAGUUCUGCUUGUCUUAGGACGUUUAUAUUUUACACCCCGAUUUCAGGCACAUUUAAAACAUAUUCUUCCCCCUGAGUGCACUUUUUCUUUAUGGAAGUAUAGAGAAUGAGGUUGUUUGUCCUACUCAAAAUCAGGGUAAACUUAAGCAAGUUUUGUGUCACCAGUAUUAACAUACAGACAUAUAUAUAUAAAAGUAUAUAACUUUUUUGGGGGGGCGGGGGCUUAUUUUUGGUUAUGUUUGCUUGAUUAUUCUGUUAAUUUGGCGCAGUGGUUGCAUGUCAGCCUCUGAAGCCUAAAGCAGAUUUUCAGAAAGGCUGCCACUUGGCUGUCUGAGCGAUGCUGAGCCAUGGAGUGAAAAGUUUUCUGCUUUAGAGUCAAGUUGUUGACUCUAAAACAGGAAAAUAUAAAGGAAAAUGUUUGGGGUUUCAGGGGAUCAAUAAAUUCUACUUUAUUUGAAAUUAUUUGUCCUGCAUGAUGUAUGGUUACCAUUGCAUUAUUAGUUCAGAUACACGUUAUCGAUGGCGCUCUGUUUUACAGAGGCCUCUUCAGUGCCUAGAUUCGUACUCCGUUAACUUUUUCAUAUUUUAUAAAGUUGCAAUGUAUUUUGCUGGAUGUCAUGCUAUAGACCAACAAAAUGAGAAUAAUUGUAAAUUAGAAGAAAGUGAUGCAUGGCUUUUUUUUUUUUUUUUCUCUAAUGCUCAGAAUUGGAGACAUUUAGCCUGCAUUUGUAUUCAGCCUCCUUGAGAUAUUUUCUUUGGUAUUAUUCCUGAAAGUUGUAUUGAGUGUCUACUGGUUUUGUUAAAAUAGAUUCUUAAAUUAUUAUUUGCAUCACAGCACAGCCUUAGUAAAAUGAGAUGGAGAGCUUCUCUAAAAUCAGUUUUUUUUUUUUUUUUUAAACAGGUUCUCUGUUGGAUUAAAGUCUAGAAUGUCACCUUGCCAUUCUUAAGAGCUUUCUGUAUGUUUAAGGUUAUUAUCCCAGUUUUAAAGGAACGUCAGUCCUAUGGCGAAGUCUUUGGUAGCCUCUUUAAGAAACCUUCCAUCGUUGAAUACAGUCCAACACCUUCAAAGCGCAUGCUUAGUAAUUUGUCUCGUAUAAUUAGGGCUCUUCCUCCUAUAUGUUUGUGUCUCUGUAGUGUUGUUUGCUAGCUUAACCUUGCUUUAAACUUCCACCACAUAGUUAUUAUAAUUUUUCUGGUGUGUUACUUGGUCCUUGUGACGCUGUGUGGUCCCUAAUGUUCUCUAACAAACAAUGGCAAGGUUUUCACCAGUCAGUUGCAGUUAUUCUAACAAACACAACUGAACUACUAAGGAUGACGUCCGGCUGUUGGCUCAAAUUGGUUUAAUUUAGGGAAGUUAAAGGGGCUGAAAAUAUAUGCAUUUGUUUUAUGGGUUCAAAUGUACAAGAUGUCAAAUGUGGUUUCUUCCCAGUUCAUAAUUAUUUGCUACUUUGUGUUGGUCCAUCUCAUAAAACUGUAAAAAUACAUUUGAGUUUUUAGAUAUAGCAUGACAGAAUGUGAAACAGUUGGUAGGAAUAAAACGCCAUUGUGUCUAAUAGCAUUCAGGCCUCUGAAAAUGUGUCUGAAAUUUAGGUUAAAAUCUUUUCUUAGGGCUAAGCUCUGUUGUGAAAUGGUGCAAUUUCAUUCUAAACAUGAUUCAUUAGAUUGCUUAAAAUUGCUGUUUUUUAAUUGUAAAAAAAACCUACAACAGUGAUUGUAACAAAAAAUUAUUUAAGUUCAGCAAUCCUUUUUUUUUUUUUUU